UCUCCCUCUCGCUCUCUCGCUCUCCAGCUUUCUCUCCCUCCUUCCUUCCCUCCCGCCCUCCCUUCCAGGGCUGUGUAUCUAUCUUACAUUCCCAUCCCAGCCUGUCACUAGCGCAUCAGAAGGCGAUCAUGGCGCAAAGGGGGACACCCCAGCCUCGGACACGGACCCUCCCGGAGGGAAGAGCCAGGAGCUCCGGAGCGCAGGGGCUGUCGCCACCGUUCCUCCUGCUGCUCCUGCUGCUCCUCUGUGCCUCCGGGGCUGCGCUGCGGUGUCCAGAGCUGGGGGGCGAAGGUCCCUGCUCCUGGGUGACCCGGACUGGAAGAAGCCUGCUGGACCACUCGCUCCUUGGAGGUGGUGGUGGCGGCGUCGGCGGCGGUGGAGAGCCUGAGGCAGGAGCGGACCUGAGCGCACUCAGUAUUGGGGAAGGAGGCGAUCCGGCUGCUUGGAAGAGUCGCUCUCGGAGAGCGGUGGCGGCUGCUGGAGCAUCCCCCAGGGCGCAGGUCUCUCUGAUCAGCACCUCGUUCGUGCUCAAAGGGGACGCGACUCAUAACCAGGCGAUGGUGCACUGGACCGGCGAAAACAGCAGCGUAAUUUUAAUUCUGACCAAGUAUUACCACGCUGACAUGGGAAAGGUGCUGGAGAGUUCUUUGUGGAGGUCAUCAGAUUAUGGGACUUCAUACAUCAAACUCAAUUUACAGCCUGGCAUCACCACAGUGAUUGACAACUUCUACAUAUGCCCUACAAACAAGAGAAAGAUAAUUCUAGUAAGCUCAUCUCUUAAUGACCGGGACCAAAGCCUUUUCCUGAGCACUGAUGAGGGGGCCACCUUUCAGAAACAACUCAUCACAUUCUUUGUUGAAACUCUGAUUUUCCAUCCCAAAGAAGAGGAUAAAGUGGUUGCCUACACUAAGGAGAGCAAGGUUUACUUAUCGACUGACUUAGGAAAGAAAUGGACCCUUCUUCAAGAACGAGUGACUAAGGACCAUGUUUUCUGGGCUGUAGCUGGAGUAGAUGGAGUAUCAGAUUUGGUUCAUAUGGAAACCCAGGAUCUCACUGGAGGUUUCCGGUAUGUCACCUGUCAGUCUCAGAAUUGCUCUGAUAGAACACCCACGAUUCCAUUUGCCAGCAGCAUUGACCACAAUUCCCUGACUGUGCAGGACGACUACAUAUUCUUUAAGGCGACCACAGCAAAUCGGACUAAAUACUAUGUAUCAUAUCGACGCAAUGAAUUUGUCCUGAUGAAACUACCAAAAUAUGCACUACCAAAGGACUUGCAGAUUAUCAGCACUGAUGAAAAUGAGGUAUUUGUGGCUGUCCAAGAAUGGUACCAAAUGGACACGUACAACCUUUACCAGUCAGACCCACAGGGCGUGUACUAUUCAAUUGUGCUUGAGAACGUUAGGAGCACGAAGCAACCAGAAGAAAACGUCCUGAUCGAUAUCCUGGAGGUCAGAGGUGUCAAAGGAGUCUUCCUGGCCAACCAAAAGAUUGAUGGAAAGGUCACAACACUGAUAACCUACAACAAAGGCCGUGACUGGGAUUAUCUGACGCCACCUGCCACUGACAUGAAUGGCAAACCCACCAACUGCAAACCUCCUGACUGCCAUCUUCACCUUCAUCUCCGAUGGGCAGACAAUCCAUACGUGUCAGGCACUGUCCAUACCAAGGACACAGCACCUGGUCUGAUCAUGGGAGCAGGUAACCUGGGCUCUCAGCUGGUGGAAUACAAAGAGGAAAUGUACAUCACAUCUGACUGUGGAAAUACUUGGCGUCAGGUCUUCGAAGAGGAACAUCACAUUCUGUACCUGGAUCAUGGUGGAGUGAUUGUGGCUAUCAAAGACACAUCCAUCCCUUUGAAAAUACUCAAGUUCAGCAUUGAUGAAGGUCACACCUGGAGCACACAUAAUUUCACAAGCACCUCAGUCUUCGUGGAUGGACUGCUAAGUGAGCCCGGGGAUGAGACUCUGGUCAUGACGGUCUUUGGUCACAUAAGUUUCCGUUCAGAUUGGGAACUGGUGAAGGUGGACUUCAGACCCUCUUUUCCCAGGCAGUGUACUGAGGAUGAUUAUGACUACUGGAACCUCACCAACUUACAGGGUAAUCGCUGUAUCAUGGGACAACAGAGGAGUUUCCGGAAAAGGAAGACCACAUCAUGGUGUAUCAAGGGGCAAAGCUUCACAUCAGUACUCACAUCUAGUGUGUGCAAAUGUUCAAGCUCAGAUUUUUUUUGUGAUUAUGGAUUUGAAAGAUCAGCAACUUCAAAAUCAGAAGCCAAAAAGUGUUUUGCGAAUUUCUGGUUUAAUCCUGACUCACCUCCUGAAGAUUGUGUGUUGGGGCAGGCAUAUACUAGCAGCCCAGGGUACCGGAAAGUGGUAUCUAAUGUCUGUGAAGGUGGUGUGGACCUGCAGCGGUACGUGCUUCAGCAUCAGUGCCCCCUGACAGCCCCCAGAGGGCUGCAAGUCAGCAUCAAAGGAGAGACUGUGGCCGUGAAGCCAGGAGAAGACAUCACGUUUGUGGUCAGACAGGAGCAGGGUGAUGUUCUAAAUACAAAGUACCUGGUGGAUCUUGGCGAUGGCUUUAAGGCUGUCUAUGUGAACCUCACUGUGACAGGGGAACCUAUCCGACACCGCUAUGAGAAUCCAGGAAUCUACCGGGUCUAUGUCAAAGCAGAAAAUGCUGCUGGGCAUGAGGAAGCUGUGCUGUUUGUUCAAGUGAAUUCUCCUCUACGGGCGCUACACCUGGAAGUAGUUCCUGUUAUUGGAGUAAACCAGGAAGUCAACCUCACUGCCAUUCUGCUGCCCAAGAACCCCAAUCUAACUGUCUUCUACUGGUGGAUAGGAAAUAACUUGCAGCCCCUUCUCUCUUUGGAUAAUUUUCUUGUCACGCGAUUUUCAGAAAUGGGUGAAGUCCGAGUAACAGUGCAAGCCUCCUGUGGGAAUUCCAUGCUCCAAGACUCCAAAGUCAUCAGGGUUUUAGAUCAAUUUCAAGUCCUGCCUCUGAAGUUUACUAAGCACUUGGAUAUAUACAAUCCCAACAUCCCUGAAUGGCGAGAAGACAUUGGCCUGGUCGUCACCCGCCUCCUUUCUGAGGAAACCAAUAUCCCUGAGGAAUCUCUGCUGACUGUGGUGAAACCAGGCCUGCCCACAACUGCUGACUUGCAUGUGCUCCUGCCAGCACCUAAACCAAAGAGGAAGAGGAGCAUACCAAGUGACAAGAGGAUCAUGGCCAUCAAACAAGCUUUGAAUGCCCACAAUAUCAGCUUUUUCCUAAGAGGAGGCUUCUGGGUACUUGUAACUCUACGUGACACAGAUUCAGAUUCUCAAAGGAUUGGAGGAGGAGGUGGCUAUUGGGCCCUCAUCGUUCUUUUCCUUAUCUGUCUUUUUGCAGUGGGAGCUUUCAUCCUCUACAAAUUUAAAAGGAAACUACCAGGCAGAACUGUUUAUGCCCAGAUGCACAAUGAAAAGGAACAGGAGAUGACCAGCCCAGUCAACCACAGCGAGGACACACAGAACAUCAUCCAGGGUAAUCACUCAGGCGUGGUUCUGAGCAUCAACUCCCGAGAGAUGCACAGCUACCUGGUUAGCUGAUGUUUGCAGCUGGGCACAAACAUGGAAGACUCUUCCCCAUCUUGUUUUGUCCCCCACCCCCACCCCAUCUCCACUCUGGGGAGGUCCCAGGAUGGCAAGUGUGGCUAUAACUGAUGUUGCAAAGGGAAUUCCCUGAAAAAGACACCCAGAACAGUGGUCAUUGCCCGAUGGUCCCCAUUUGAAGCAGAGGACACAUCUCACCUGAUAUUCCCUGGAUGGACUUCGAGCCUGGACCAACUCAAACUCAAACUAUCAGAGCAGAAAUACAGCCCAAGGCACUCCCCAGCCUCCCUUCUCCUUGUGUCCAUUCCCCUCCACUGACAUUUAUGUCUUUGUUCUGACAUCUUUUAUGCCUCAUGACCCUUUUCAUUGGCGGGUAGUCUCGAAGACCUGAUUGGAAAUGCCUAGCAGCAGAAAAAAGGACCAGAAGGGGGCCUUGCUAAGAGUAGUGAACCCCCUCUUCCCCCUGCUAGUUUGUCAUUCAGAGUCCCUAAGGAAAGAACAUUCCUGAGUCCUCCUGCUCCCCAGGGGAACACACCCACCUUGGCUAGCUGCUUCUUCCUCAACUUGAUCCAGAAGUGGUGAACUUCCCUAAACUACUGGGAUUUCUUGUUCUUAAAAAGGGAAAUAAACCCCAGUAGAAAUCCUAACACUAACAACUCCUAUUUAUCCUACACUUUCAAGUUUCCAAAGUGCUUUUUCCCUAUAAUCCUAUAAAAUACAACAUGUAAAUGUGAGUAUCCCCAUUCUAGAGAUGAGGAAAUUAGGACUUAGACAGAUGUGACUUGCUCAAGCUUCCAUGGUUAAUAAGAUUCAGUCAGGAUUUGAACAUAGAACUCUGGAGUCCAGGUCCAGUGUUUUUUCUCCCCUGCUACACCACCCUUAGUAUCAUAGCAUUUAGAACUUACUAGGUCCUUAAGAGAUGAUUUAGUCCAACCCCCUAAUUUGAUAGAUGAUGAAAAUGAAGGCCAAGGAAGGGAAGUAAUUUUCUAGGAAAUGUCAGAGCUGAGACUUCAAGCCUGAUCUCCUCUACCCAGGCCCAGAGCUUCAUUCUCUCCACAUCAACCCAUUAUUAAUCACCUACAUGUCUAUAGCAAUUUGCUUUGAAGGUUUACAAAGCACUUUCCCUAACUCUUGUUGUCCUAAGCUGUGUUGGUGAACCUAUGGCACAUGUGCCAGAGGGGGCUGCUCCCCUCCCCCUCUCCACUGUGCCUGAGGACAUUUCUCCCAUCCCCUGUCCUUCUGCCCAGCAGCCCAAUGGGAGUGCUUCCUCCUUCCCCUGUCUGGGAGCAGCUCACAUGCUGUGUGAGGGUUGCAGAUUGGGCACUCAGUCUCUAAUCUCUAAAAGGUUCAACAUCACUGGCCUAAAGGAUGAGUGAAGCUGGGAACCCGUCCAGGUUAGGGAGAUGCAUCACUUCCCAGCCACAGUAGCUGAGUACCCAAUAUAAGCAGCCCCAGAGAUCACCUUUCUCCCCAACCCUACCAGCCAUGGCCACUAAGGAAACCCCCAGCGCCUUCUUCCCCCAUCACCCUUCCGCCUUCCCCUUUUUAAAAGUCAAAUAAUGUAAAUACUUCUUUAUGUAGCUUUUGGGGUAUUUUUUUUAACUUUCUAUUUUUAUGGUAGGGUCACACAGGCUAACUAAGCUUGGGUUUAGCCCUCCUCCCCAGCCCCUUAUAUUUGUCAAAGCAGCAGCAAAUGAAAAUAACAAUAAUAAUAAUAAUGAUAAUAAUAAUAACUCACAUUUCUAUAGCACUUCAAGGUUGACAAGCCUCUUCCUCACAACAAGCCAGUGAGGUAGACAGUGUACAGUUAUGAGGAUGCCGUUUCUACAAAUGAGGAAACUGAGGCUUUGAAGAGGAUAUUUGGCUCACACAGGGAUGCGAAGAGAGGGAUAUUCUCUCUUGAGAACAAGGACAGUUCUUUUUCCAUGCUACCAUACCUAUUCUCUCUCUUGAGUUUCAAGAGAUGCUCUCCCAAGUGUCUGAGUGUCUAGGGCCACCCCCUUUAUGUCUCACCUGGUUGUGGUCUUUGCUCUAAAAGCUAAGGCUGACCAGUCUCUUCCCACUGGGUCCACUAAGACUAAGGGACAGAAUAUGAUCUCCAGAAGGCUUUUCCUCCAUUCAACCACAGGGUGGCACUCCUCCUCCAUGCUACCCCCACCCAGUAGUUUUUCUAUAAGGCAAGAUACUGGUUCCUUUAAAGGAGUCCACCUCCAAAAGACAUCCAAGCAGUUUAGUGUCUCAGUAGACGUGGCUCAACUUCAGUGGCCCAGGCAAUUAAGAAGCCACAAAUCACACAUGGUAACAGGGUAGUUGCCUAGAAUUAGAGAUACUAGUUCAAUAAGAAAAUGGCAUCAGCCAAAUCAAGAAGCAUUGAGCUCCAUCUAAGAGCCAACCACUGGGCAAAGCUUGGGGGACCCAAAGCAAGGCAAACUGUCCCUGCUGUCAAGGAGCUCACAAAUGAAUGGAGACACCAUACAAAUGAUCAUGGACAAACAGGGUAUAUGAAAAAUAACACAGAUAAUUUCCCAGAGGCAUUCAGAGCCUUGGGGAAGAUGGGAUUUUAGCAGAUUUGAAGAAAUUCAGGCAAGACAGGAAGUAGAAAUAAGGGAGAGAUUUUUAAAUUCAUGUCUUUAUAGAAUUACAAAAUUCUAGAACCAAAAGAGACCACCUGAUCUUUGUGGACAAUCUGGACUUGAGAUUUCACUAGUGUAGGUAAGGAAAUUCCUUCUGCCCCCAUGCAGAUAAGCAACUGCCCCACAAAUUAUAGUCUUAUAACAUUGCCAAGGGCCCCAAAAGGAUAGCUAAAAAGUCACACAGUAAGCUAGUAGCAAAGCACUUAAAUGAUAAAUUUAGAACUCAGUCAAGUCUUCCAACUCUAAGUUUAAUGCUCCAUCCAUCUCCAACAAAGGAGAAAUUAUAGCUCCUUCCUUGAGAUCACCAAGCAAGAAAAUGCUUAUCUGAGGUGACAUUCUUCUGAUGACCUCUUCUAUGUCUUGUUAGUUCUUCCAUAGAUUACACGGGGUUUCAAUCAUAGGGCCAUAAAUUUAGGGAAGGAAAUGUCCCUCAAAGAUCAUCUACUUCAUCCAGUCCAGCCCAGUUAUAUGAAUGAUAAAACUGAGGCCUAGGGAAGGGAGGCGAAUUCUUAAAAAAUCACACAAUUUAUCAAUGGCCAGGAUUUGAAACCAAACCCACAAUUCUUUCUAUUUAUGCCAUGUAGCUUUAUGCAGUAAACUACACUCAUGGGGGGGGGAUUAUCUAUUCCAGAAUAUGGGUACCCUUAACAGUCUAAUGUGGGAAGAAUGAAGAGAGCCUCCAAAAGCUUUGAGUGCAUGGAGUAUAAGUCUCUGUAGCCCCUGCCAUGGACAUCAUUCUGGAAAAUGGUCACCUCCACCAGCUUUCCUGAAGUUCUGAAUAUCAUGAGAGAGACUUUAAGUGGUAGUGUUACAUUAUCUCAGAAUCAUGAGAUUUAGAACUAUAAGGAAUUCUAGAAAUCAACUAGUUUAGCCUCUCCCCUUCCCAUUUUAAAGAAGAGGAAAACUGAGACCCCAAAAUGAGGGUCUGAGCUCACACAGCAACAAGUAGCUGAUCCAGGAUUUGAACCUUUGAUCCCAGAUUCAUGGUCUUUUCUGAACCAACUUCUUUGAAAUUCUAAUUUUGUUCAUGCUGACAAAGAAAAUGGCAGUUGGAUUUCCAGUUCUUGAUCAAUCAUGGAAGCUAGAAGGAGGACUGGUGUUGAGAUAACAGGUAUACAAGUGCUUUUUUCAGAUAGGGAAACUGAAGCCCAGGAAAAGGAAUGAUUGGCUCUAGGUGACAAAGUAGCAGAGCCUGGAUUUGAAUGCCAAGUCUUCUUCCUGUAAAUCAGAAGCACUGUCACUGGCAUCUUUUUUCUUCCUCUUCAACCAAAUCUAAGAUAAGUAGAGCUGGCAUUAUUAUCCUGUUUGAUGAAGGCCUAGAGAGAGAUCCAAUGAUUCCAUGACAUAUAAGGUCAUGUAGCAAGUCAGUGACAGAGUGGGAAACUAGAACCCAUAUCCAAGAGAGCUGAAUUGAGGGGGAUGAGGGUUUUCCUGAAAAUUGAUAGGAGGAGACUUGAGUUUUCCAUAUUCUUUAACUGUCUACAUCAGUUAUAUAUUCCCUCUUCCACAUUCCUGGCAGCUUCAAUUCAAUGAUUUUUUUUCCUGAAAUUUCAGGUAUAAUAACUUGUUUUAAAAAAAAAAGAAGAACAGCCCUGUUAUUUUCCUUGUGCUGUUAUUCUAUAUACUUACAUAUAUGGAGCUAGAAAAAAUACCUAUACAUACUUUAUAGAUUCUUAUUAUACAUCCACUAUAGAUACUCCAAUUCCACUAUCAAAGCCAAAUGAUACUACUACGCUUGUAUGUCUGCCUCCUCACAAAAGAAGAAAGCUGGGAAAAUUGUGAAUAUAAUUUUUAAAAAAGAAACUUUAAAAUCACUGAUGAGCUUCUCCACCUUGAGUCCUAGGAUGAAUCGCCCAUGAACACACCAUGAAAAUACAAUGAACUUGAAUGUGUAAAUAUUUUAAGCAGUUUAAUUAAAAUAAAGCCAAACAAAA
Molecule: messenger RNA, 8157 nt
Organism: Monodelphis domestica (gray short-tailed opossum)
Lineage: Eukaryota; Metazoa; Chordata; Mammalia; Didelphimorphia; Didelphidae
Gene: SORCS2
Product: sortilin related VPS10 domain containing receptor 2
Cellular component (GO): membrane
Molecular function (GO): protein binding
Source: RefSeq, a predicted model, not a curated record